AGUGGCGGUUCAUAAUGUCCAUUUGUAUUUGGUCGAUAUAAAUAAAAGAUGCUAUGAAACACAUUUCCUCAUCUCAUAAACAAAACUGAAUCCUCAAUAUUUCUCUGAAACAAUUGCUUUGAUUUGAAAAAUCAUGGCCAAGGAAGUGAAAACACAAGCCAAAAUUAGUGUUGGGGUUGAUAUUCUGUGGAAAGCUUUAACUAAGGAUUUAAAAUUCAUAAUUCCAAAAAUGAUUCCAAAUUUAGUUAAAGAAGCUCAAGUUAUUGAAGGUGAUGGUGGCCUUGGUUCAGUCUUUCUCUUCAACUUUGGCCCUGAUAUCAAAACAAUGACAUACCAGAAGGAACAAAUAACAGAGCUUGAUGAGUCGCUGCACCGAUUUGCACUAAAAGUAAUAGAAGGAGGCCAUCUGAAUCUUGGUUUUACUUACUACAGUACACUUUUCCAGUUAACAGCUACCGGAAAAGAGGAGAGUUUGAUCGAUGUCACAGUUGAAUAUGAGUCCGAAAUAGAAGAUGACACAUUGCCAUCAAAGACAAGAUCAUCGAUGUUAGCAUACAUCAAUUGCCUAGAAACGUAUUUGGCAAAUUCUCCUGCUCAUUAGAUGUUAUAUUUGUGAUUUUUAUGAUGUUGAAAUUUGAACUCAAGGUCCAGCGAGAAUGUCGGUUAUAUCCUCCCAUUAGACUAAAGUUUUAUGGUUCUUAUAUUAUGUUGCACCGAAAAGAAAAUGUUGAAACAGAAGGUCAAAUGAUGAUAUUGCCAAGUGAGUCAUUUAUAAGGGUUCAUUAGACUAAA
This is a messenger RNA of Mercurialis annua (annual mercury), 792 nucleotides long. RefSeq names its product phytohormone-binding protein CSBP-like. The record is from RefSeq and is a predicted model, not a curated record. Gene Ontology annotation, cellular component: nucleus; cytoplasm. NCBI's taxonomy places the organism in Eukaryota, Viridiplantae, Streptophyta, Magnoliopsida, Malpighiales, Euphorbiaceae. Gene Ontology annotation, molecular function: abscisic acid binding; signaling receptor activity; protein phosphatase inhibitor activity. The coding region runs from base 134 to 601 and encodes 155 amino acids. The transcript is spliced from 2 exons. Gene Ontology annotation, biological process: defense response; abscisic acid-activated signaling pathway.